Messenger RNA from Echinococcus granulosus, 597 nucleotides. RefSeq lists its product as hypothetical. The record is from RefSeq and is a predicted model, not a curated record. Lineage: Eukaryota; Metazoa; Platyhelminthes; Cestoda; Cyclophyllidea; Taeniidae. Bases 1 to 597 code for a protein of 198 amino acids. The transcript has 5 exons.
AUGGCCGUUGAUUUGUUGAAGUUCGGUUCUUGCACUGUCUCAAAUGUCGUAGAUAAAUCUACAGUGUCGGUGAAGUCAUUUUGGGAUGGUACACCUUGUGUGAUUGCACUGCUCAGGCGUUUUGGAUGUGCGUUCUGCCGGCUUCAUGCUCUUGAAUUGAGCCGGUUUCAGUCCGCUUUCCAAGCCAAGGGGGUUCGCUUAAUUGGUAUUGGACACGACACCGAAGGUGUUGAGGAGUUUAGAGAGGGACAGUUCUUUUCUGGCGAGCUGUAUUUGGACGAGAAGAAGGAAACCUACGCAGUCCUGGGCUGCGGAAGCGUAGGAUUAGUUCCUGGAAUGUUUUCGCUUAUUCAAAGUGCUGGUAGAAACCUUAUACGCGAAACAAAGGGAAAAAACGUUGUGGGCAAUUUAAAAGGUGACGGAUGGCAAACUGGUGGUCUGGUUGUGGUUGACAAAGAUGGUAGCCUAUUGUACUUUUUCAAACAGACUAAGGUCACCGAUAAUCCGGAUUACGUUAAAAUAAAGGAGUUAUUCAACCUGAAGGAAGAAGAUCUUGCUCCCCUAAAGGGUAACCAACCCAAAGCUGUGUGCAACUAA